GAGGACAGGCCACAAGUGAUGCCUGGUAUUUCUUCCACUGCCCCCAUGCUUAAGGCUGCAUUUCUGUCCGUGGUCCGUCUGGUAGUCUCCUACAUUACAGACAGCUGCUCCUGCUCAUCAGCCUUAGGUCUGUGCCCUCAUCUACUCCGUCCGUCCUCGAAGUCUGCAUCACCAGUCCCUCUACCCUGAUCUCUGCCAAGGAAUGAAAAAAGGGAAAGAUAGGGAAAUAGUAAUUAUAGUUGACGAAAACGUUGAAGUUUUCUUAAAGUUGAAAGAGUUUGUUUUAUUCCGCUGAUCAUUGACAGAUAGUGGAUUUGGUCCCUCAACACAUCAAGCCAACUGGUGAGAGACUCAUUUUUCUGCCCCAGUGGAGAGAGAUAAACAGCUUUCUGUCUGGACUCUAGAAGAGAGACUCGACAUUGGGGGACAAACCCAGUCAUCUUUAGCCAGGACACUGAAAGAGACUAAGUUUGCUGCUUUACCUUGAGAGACACAACCUUCUGUGUCAUAACAAGACAAGACGAGCAGUUUUCUGUCUAAACAGAGACACACAGCCUAGAAAGAGAGACCAAGACCUCUGGAUUUCACCCUCUCAGGGUAAUAUAGAAACGGAGAGUACGACUGUUGUACUGCAAUAUUCCUUACCCCUAAUAUUGAGAGUCCUUCGCUUUUCUUCCCUGUCACCUGAGCACUGAGAAAACCUUUCUGCAUUCUCAUUUUUAACAGAAAAGGCACCAGCGUGGUCUAAGCAGCUGCAUCUCAGGUCGUUCCAGAGGUGUGGUGUGUGACAGGUGAUGGCCGACUGGAGUCUCCUGGGAAACUUCUUGGAAGAGGUGCAGGAACACUCGACGUCUGUGGGCAAGGUGUGGCUCACCAUCCUCUUCAUCUUUCGUAUUCUCGUCUUGGGCACGGCCGCUGAGUCGUCAUGGGGCGACGAGCAGGAGGACUUCACCUGCGACACGGAGCAGCCCGGUUGCGAGAACGUUUGUUACGACACGGCCUUCCCCAUCGCCCACAUCCGCUACUGGGUGCUGCAGAUUGUCUUCGUGUCCACACCGUCGCUCAUCUACAUGGGCCACGCCAUGCACACGGUGCGCAUGGAGGAGAAACGCCGGCGCAAGGAGCAGGAGGACCAGGGGGGAGGUGACGGGGAGGAAGGAGGGGAAGGAGGAGAGGAGAAGCAUUAUCUGGAGCAUGGGGAAGACAAGGGGGGAGAGUGCGGGAAGGAGGGCAGCGGCAUAGGGAGGGUGCGUCUGCGCGGGGCGCUGCUGCAGACUUACGUGUUGAGCAUCCUGAUCCGGACGCUAAUGGAGGUGGUCUUCAUCGUGGUGCAGUACAUCCUCUACGGGGUCUUCCUGAACGCCCUGUACGUGUGCCACAGUCGGCCUUGUCCCCACCCGGUUAACUGCUACGUCUCGCGGCCCACAGAGAAGAAUGUGUUCAUCGUGUUCAUGCUGGCCGUGUCGGGCGUGUCGCUGUUUCUCAGCGCCGUGGAGCUCUACCACCUGGCCUUUAAGCAGUGUCAGAGGUUUCUGAGGAGUAAACGACAACAGCAACAACAACAGCAACGUCAACUGCUACAAGGACGCACACCCUCAAGUGCUACGGUCAUCGCCGCUGAACCUGACAGCCCACCCCGUCCAUCCAUGCCCUGCACCCCGCCCCCAGACUUCAGCCAGUGUGUGAGCUCUUCCCCACACGCACACCCCAUGCACUCCCAAUCCCACCCCCAUCCUAGCUGCCCCCCCUUCAACAACCGGCUGGCCCACCAGCAGAACUCAGUCAACAUGGCCACUGAGCGCCACCGUGUUGUUCACAAUGACCUGGGGACGGAAGACUUCCUGCACAUGACCUAUGAGGGGCACGCCGACACGCCCAACGCCUGCACGCCGCCCCCUUCGCUGCUCCAAAAUGGCUUCCAAAAUGGCUUCCUGAAAGAAAAGAGGCGUCUGAGCAAGACCAGCGGCUCCAGUAGCCGUGUGCGACCCGAUGACUUGGCUGUAUAGCCCCAAUUCCCAACACACACACUGUUCCUGGAUCGUUUCAAACACACACACACACACACACACACACACAAGACUGGGAUGGCUAUGGCUCAUCUGUUCUGGGGGACUAAUUUGAGCACUGCAUGGCACGAGUCAACGAAGGCACAAAGUAUCACAAGUCAUGAAACGGAAUACUCGAGCUAAUCGGAAGUUCUGAAAUACGGAUGCUUGAGGAACAAUUGACAUACACAUUGGCACUUAGAUAUCAUUAGUAUGGGUCUGUAUGGGUCUCAGUCAUGGUUUUGAGACAUGGAUCCACGGGCACAACACAGCUGUAGAGGGGUUAGUGCCUUCAUAUUUAGCCCUCAGGACUAAUCCCCUAAUGUGACUGUCUGAGACAUCUGUCUGGAUGCGUACUAAAUGGCACCCCAUUGCCUAUAUUGAGACAGGUAGCCUAGUGGUUAGAGUGUUGGGCCAGUUUACAAGGUAAACAUCUGUCAUUCUGCCCCUGAGCAAGACACUGUUCCCUGGGCGCUGAAGACGUGGAUGUUGAUUAUGGCAGCCCCUCGCACCUCUCUGAUUCAGAGGGGUUGAGUUAAAGGUGGAAGACACAUUUCAGUUGAAUGCAUUCAGUUGUACAACUGACUAGGUAUCCCCCUUUACUUUUAACCAGGGCACAUAUAGCUUCGGUCAAAAGUAGUGCACUAUAUAGGAGAAUAAGGUGCCAUUUGUGACAGAGACAUUGACUGCUGUCUCUGAGUCUCUCCCUGAGAGGGGCCUUGUGCCAAACCUGAGAAUGAGUGGGUCACUGCCACACUAUCAGCUCUGUGACACUGACUGGCUGCUGGGGACAGCUAAGUGGGACAGAUGACAGCCAGUCUGUCGCUCAGAGAGAGAGAGAGAUAUGUGAAGGACGGCUGCCUGUCAAUGACCCACAAACCCACGCUUAGACAAAUGCUCUACGCGUGUAGGCUUGCUCUCUCUCACGCACGCACACAUACACACACAUUACAUUUACUGAGGCACGCAGACACUUUCAUCGGCAUACAAUACAAACACGCAGACACACCAUGUGAAUCCUAAUAUUGUAAUCCCCUCCGGAAACCACUUCCCAUAACCAUUGUUACUAACUUUGCAAUUGAAAACGCUCGUAAUUGAACAACUUCUAGAACAGCUAAGUGCGUCAGAUGCUUUGUCGCACUUUCAUACACAGAGAUCUCUGCUAAACAUUGAAUCACAUAGUGUGAUAGUGUCUCUGUGACGUCGAUAACUUCAGAAACAAAAUUGACUACAAAUACAAAGAUGCCAAUGUGUUUGCAAUUGAUACAAACAAGCGACGUAGGAAAAUAUGCUUCAAAUGAAAACCGAGAUGACUGCAUUAAAAUAUAAAUAGUAGGUUGUAGGCCUAUUUCAAUAAUAUGUUAUAAAAUGUUCAAAUAAUUUAGUUACAUUUUGCUCCUGGGCACAACUUUUGUUUUAGAAAUGGGGGGACAUAAUAAAUAUAUAUAUUUUUUUUAUCCUGUCAGAUAAACACUCCAAACAGCCUACCCAACCACUCGGAGGCGUCCGCAUGGUCCUAAAGCACACCGUUGCAUAAUUUUGUAUCAUAUUCCAAUGACAUGGGGGGGACAAAAAAUGCAAUUCCAGAAUGUAGGGGGGACAUGUCCCCCCAUCGCCAGUGAAAAUUGCACCCCUGAUUUUGCUACUUGUAGGCACUGUCAGUAUUUGUCUCAACAUAUUCUCUGAUGUGUGUUUGCAAUGAUGUGUCAAAUCGGGGAUUUAGUGCAUUUUCAUUGGGUAAGCAUUAUUCAUAAUAAGCUGCCUGAAUAUUUGCAGAAGUAGGUGGGAAUAUCUCUCUAGGAUCUGAUCCGUUUUCAGUAUUGUGAAAUAAUUAUAAUGUUAAGGAAAUAUUUGAACGGAGAAAGCUGAUCCGAGAGCAGCGCUCCCUUUCUUUCGAGUUUAUCAGGAUCUACACAAUGCUCCAACGAUGUACUUUGCGACAGUUCUCUCUGCAUGGUGUUUUGGCAGACGCAUUAUACAUCGUUAUCGGAAAGCCGGGCUGAGACCUUGAACGUGAUCUUGCCAAACAAGUGUGUCUUUUGUCAAGGAAAGACCUCUUUAGUUUAUCACUGUCAGCUCGUGAGUUAGGAAACUGUGAAAAGUAAGCCGGAGAGGAAUUCUCUUAAUUUUUGGAAAGUCAUUCCCUUUCAGAAUUAUCAAACAGAAGGCCCGAUAAAUAUAUAAAAAAAUAGGACCUAUCUUUUUUACCUGGCAAAGUAUGUGGUCGAAAACUGAAAACCUUUUGCACUGGUUUACCAAAUCUAUGUGUGUAGUGUUUUACAAAAUCUCAGAUUUAUGUUUUGAAAUGUUGUCUAGCUCAUUUUCAAUGCAUCUUUGUUUAGCGUGAAUGAUUGUAUUGGGGUGGUGUCAUUGCAAUCACAUUUUUGUAAACUUGUCACUUUAGCAAAAAGCAAUGUGAAAAUAUAUGUAUCUUUAGUGUUCCAAAUGUUUUCAUGUUUAUUUUAUGUAAAAGUAGAUAUUGUCUGCCAUCAAAAACACAUUUACCCGUGACACAUGAUAGGAAUUUGCAAGCUAUGUCUUAUCUACUAAUAUUUUAAGUAGAGCGAUUCUAUUUUGCACACCGAUAACAAUAACGUUCACUGUUCUAUCUGCACUAUAUUGUAUAUUGACUGUGUGUACGGUAAAUACCAUUGAUCCUCUUAGUACUAAUUAUGACAAAAUGUAAAACAAGCACAAACUCAAUAUAUACACCCCAUAUGUAUCA
Molecule: messenger RNA, 4770 nt
Organism: Salvelinus fontinalis (brook trout)
Lineage: Eukaryota; Metazoa; Chordata; Actinopteri; Salmoniformes; Salmonidae
Product: gap junction alpha-5 protein-like
Exons: 2
Coding region: 795-2006 (403 amino acids)
Biological process (GO): cell communication
Cellular component (GO): connexin complex
Source: RefSeq, a predicted model, not a curated record